Messenger RNA from Mangifera indica (mango), 1160 nucleotides. RefSeq lists its product as uncharacterized. Gene Ontology annotation, molecular function: RNA binding. The record is from RefSeq and is a predicted model, not a curated record. Gene Ontology annotation, cellular component: chloroplast. Bases 45 to 794 code for a protein of 249 amino acids. The transcript has 3 exons. NCBI's taxonomy places the organism in Eukaryota, Viridiplantae, Streptophyta, Magnoliopsida, Sapindales, Anacardiaceae.
UUUUAUGGCAAAACCCAGCCAAGGAAAUUCUCUGCCGAAAAGCUAUGGCAACGACGCUCAGUUUCUUGCUGAGGCCUUUGUGCAUCUCCACAAACUCUUCAAUCCUUUCAAAGUUUCCCCUUCGCCGAACUACCCAACUCUCUUUUGUCACCUCUCCUCUCCACUCCUCUCGCUCUCUCUCCUUUUAUCUCACGCCUAUUAGAGCCUUUACUCCAACCAUUUCCUUGCCACAACUACAAGAGGAAGAAGAACAAGACCAGGAUAUUGCUUAUGAAAUUGAGGAAUCUGAAGCUGAGCAUGAAUAUGAAAUGGCAGAGACCGUUGGAAGUGAGGAAAGUAAGAGUUUUGAUAGUGGAAGGCGGCUCAAGUUACCGACUUUGACAGUGAAGGAAAAGAAAGAGUUGGCGUCUUAUGCGCACAGUUUGGGGAAGAAGUUGACCUGUCAAAUUGUGGGCAAGAGUGGUGUUACUGAAAAUGUAGUGUCCUCUUUCAUUGAGAAUCUUGAAUCCAACGAGCUUUUGAAGAUUAAAAUUCUGGGAACUUGUCCUGGGGACCUUGAAGAUGUGGUGAAGCAGUUGGAGGCAGCAACUGGUUCUGUGGUGGUUGGUCAAAUUGGUCGGACUGUCAUUAUAUAUAGGCCAAGCCUCACCAAAUUGAAGUUAGAGGAGAAGAAGAGACAAGCUCGUAAAAUUUAUGUGAGAAGAGAGUCAAGAAUUAAGCCUACAUUACCAAAUGUACCAGUGCGACGACUUUCUAGACAUGGACGUCGGGGAAGCAGCCGUUUUAAUCCUUAAUGCCCCAUCUAUCAUUUCUUGGAAUUCUGUUUACAGCAGCCCUGGUGUUCACAUGUGGGGACCUCUUGAUCUUCUCAUGGGACUUUGCUUGUUUGAGAUACUGUAUGGUAGAAACUAAUGCUGGACUUUCUGGUGGCAAAUAUAUCCGGAGAGAUUUUUGGUUGUGGAAGGGUGCAUAUGACCAAUCCCAGACCAGAUUUGAUUUGCAUGUGACAAUAAUUUGUUGAUAGAUGGUGAGUUAGGUUUUAUGUGAUGCUUUUUGGCUGGAAAUAUUUUCAUGUAAUCCAUAAAUUAUGUUCAUAAUGUUUGCUUCUGAACAGCAAGAAAUUAAUUGCCAAUGAAACAAGGUGGCCCAUUAAUUUUCUA